GUGCGUGCAUGCGUGUGUUACACGGUUGGGGUUGCGUGACCCAUACGAGCUGAAGGCCCAAGGGCAAGAGAUGAACACCUAAAAGAAAUACCGCAAUAGCAGAACAGCGAACUAGCACCCUAAGCACUCGGGUUCUGCUUGCCUCCCAAGGCCCAGCAACGUAAGCGACACUGCAUCAGCUUAUGAUGCGCUAGACGAGGAAUGAAAACCAUAGCAUGCAUUGGGCACAUGACGGCCCCCGGGCUCCCGACUAGGGGGGCGGCCCCAUCCAGUGCUCAUACUUCAACAUCUGUACUCCCGGUUGUAUCCCAUCCGAUGGGUAUACUCCUCUGGCUAGACACAGUCAGACGCACAUGGUCCCAGCCGUCCAUCAAACGCUCCCUUAGUGCCGUUACCCACCCGUUGUCCUCGUGAGGCUGUAGUAUACUGUAGUAUUCUGGGUAUCACCCCGCCAGUCUUCCUAUCCCCGCCUCCCUACCCUAAAACCCCGCUUCCCUACCCUAAAACCCCGCCUCCCUAACCCCUGCCAGACUUCCUACCCCCGCCAGUCCAGCCUGUCUGGGAAGCUGAAAGCGUCCUCCACCAUCCAAGAAGUUUACCAACCUUGUUACUUCCAUUGCCGAUUGCUCCUCUCCGAUGGGUUAUUCGCGUGACUAGCAAUCGUUAUCUUAAGUUACCACCAUUGGUAUGUAUGUUGUUACAGGGUGGUUAACUUCGCCAGCGGCCCCCUUUCCCGGGGCAGUCCCUGCUCUCCCCUGCUAGAGGGGCACCCUAAUCCGUCACCCCAUCCGACUUUAGAAUGUAUUCGUUGGGUUCGGCAACUCACCACCAGCAUCCAACCAAAUCUAGCGGAUCAACGGCGCAUCAACUUAGUUCCUGGUCAGCUCGCAAGUUGAUAUUAUCACGUCCUACACCGUCCAUAAGAUGGGGGGCCACCUCCCAUUUCAUCACUCCUCUAACACCCGAGGAGCCGGCAGGCGGAUUUGAACCCGGGUCGACUGGGUCGACUGGGAGCAGAAGUCAGGCCUUAACCUCUGCCAGCCGCCUGCCAUUGGUAUGUGGGAUUCCUGGCAUGUAGCACGGGACUGCUCAAACCUGCGGAAUGAUAUACGAGCCAUAUAGUGUCAUGCAUGAUUUUGGAUGGAAAGUUUUGACAUCUUUCGCAACCAGGCAGCCGCCCUGCUCCCUGCAGCACGAGGCCUGAAGGAUCCCCGGAUGCCCGCCGUUAGCCCCUUGUUGGAGCGCCACCUCGUGUCCCGCCACACCAGCGCCUACCUGGGUGUCGUGACUGCUGUAUUGCACCAGGUCUCCAGCCCCGCUGCCACAGGUGCGCCUCGGGACACCCAGCGCCGCCCGGGCACUGUGCCGCGCGAUGUAUACCAUCACAGCGCCAUCCUGCCGCCAAAGCGCCACCACCUCUCCGGCAUGGCAACAUCCGAGUCCGCCGCUACCGGGACAGACGGCAUGUACGGCAUGUACAGCAAUAGUAGCACAGAUGCUUCGCGAGUUGCAACUUCCGUCCGAGUAACGGUGGACGAAAAGGUAUUUGGAAGUGCAGGCGGAGGGGGCUUUGGAGGCUUCCUGGAGGGCUAUGACAGCCUGGGGGGGCCAUUUAUGUAUGCGCCCUUCGGCGGCAGUGGCGGCAGCGGCGGUUUGCCCAGUCUUGGCGGCAGCGGCGAGUACUAUGUGCCGUACCUCGACCGGUCGUACGGCAGCCAUGCACCACUCGCGUGCACCGUCGAUGCGCUUGCGCGUCGAGCGGAGGCUCAUAAGGCCCUGACGCGGCAGCGGCUCCUGCAGCAGCAGAUGGAGCAGCAGAUGGCAGCCGGAGGGCGAAGGCGACAGCAAUCGCAAAGGCAGCAGCAGGAAGAGCAGCAGCCGCAGGAGCAAAAAAAGGCGCAGAUUGUCCUUUAUCAACCCGGGCAAAAUGAGCCCUACCAGCUGCGAUUGGAGGGCGGUGUUCAGCCGGUGGCGCUGGGCCUGGCCUGGGACACCUCCCCGGGCGUCGUUGCAGCUGCGGCCGCCGCCGCCGCCACCACAGCUGCGGCCAUCGCUGCGCGAGCAGAGGGCUUGUCGGCCGCGGCAUCGCCGCUGCUCCGUGACCCAUCGGCCUCGCCUAGUCUCCGGGAUAUUCCCUUGUCAGAAGCAGGCCGUACGAGCUCUGCACCACGGGGUGCUACUGCCGCCGCCAGUGGCGCCGGCGGCGGUGGCGCUACUGCCACUGCCGCCGCCGCCAGCUCCUCCCCAGCCUCGCCCCUGCGCCGGCGGCUCGGCGGCAAUGCGACAGAGAUGGGACAGCAGCAAACGGGGUCGGGCCGGGCGUCACCGGCAGGCGCGCCAGGCUCUCCCCGCAAAUUACGGCCGCCGCGUACGCCGCAAUCUGCGGCGGAGGCCGCAGCGGUUGCGGCGGCGGCAGAGGACUUGGCGCGGUCGCACCUGCCUCCGGCGGUACGGCGUGGCUAUAACGGCCAGCUUGCAGCGCAAACCGUCAAGGACUGGGAGACUAUUGCGGAGCCCAACCGUCGCAUGAUGCAGGAGAUUGAAAACGUGACGAACCUGGUGAAAGGCAGGCCUUCCAGGCGCUCGUCCAUGUUGGUUGCCUCCGCCAACGGCGGCACCGCCGCCAGCGGCGGCGGCGGUCGGCAGUUGUCCACGCCGUCGAACGCUCCAGGCUCAGCUUCCACGAAGCGGCGAGGUGGUCAGGAUGGAGUGGGAGCUGACGGCAGCGGCGGGGGUGGGGAAGCCGGGGGCGCCUCCGCUGGCGCGCCGUACGGCAAGCACACCUCUGCCCGCUCUCGCCGGCGCUACAUCCGCUACAGCACUGACGUGUUUCCGGAGCUGGGCUUGCCGCCCGCUAGCAGCCUGAGCCGUCGCACUCCCGCCACUGCCAACGGGCCGUUCGGGACGGCCGGGGCCGCAGCCGCCACCGCGGUAGCAGGUGCCGUACCAGCUAAAACGGCGGCGACGGCGGCAGCGAAUGGUGGGUGGGGUCCGUGGGAAAUGUCGCCGUCAGCGUCGGCGGAACCUGUUGACCCGUACAGUUUAGAUUUGCAGCCGCCCAGGGGUCUGGUAGAUGAGUUUACACAGGGCGAAGAGUACGGCGACGUCGAGUACGGCACCUCAUCGCACGCCGCAAAGGGCCCUCGCUACGUCCUCGCCGCUGCCGCGCGGGUUCCGGUGCCCAUUCACUUGCACCCGCUGCCUACACCGCCAGCCGCCGUCGCCGCCGUUGUUGCCAGCGGCGGCACCGCCGGCGCCGCCGCCGCGGCCCUACCGCAGUGGGUAGAUCCCCUCGUCGCCGCUGCCUCCGGCGGUGCCGCCGUCGGUGAGCCCGAUUCACCUGUACUGGGCUUUCAGUCGUCGGCAUCCGUGGUGCCCGGAUUAUUGCUACCAAGCAUGGCCAGCGGCUCUCAGAGCAGUCCGUACAGCAGCCGUACGCCGUCACGUACGACAUCUAUCAUGACGGGGGCACUUUCUGCUCGCGGCGUGGGGCUUCAGGGCUGCCCCUCGGGUCCGCCGUUGGGAUCGCCGUCGGCAUCUUUGAUUUUGGACGAGCAGUCCGGGUCCUGGUCCGCUGGCGGCAGCGCCGGCGGCGGGGGGCUGACGAGCCGGAGCGCUUCUAUCAUCCGCCGUCACGCCCAGCACCACCAGAGUGGAAAGCAACUGCUGGCGGCGGCGCCAGGGACGUCCGGAGCCUCCGUCGACGAGCAGUUGACCGGCUCCACCGUCACCGCAAACCCAUCGCUGCGCAGCUUCGAAGACUCCCAAUCGACGUCGCCGCCAUCAAGCCGCCGCGGCGGCGGCGACGCUGACAGCGCCACGAUGGCUGUAGCGUCAGCAGCAGUGGGCCGAGGCUCGCCUACCCUGGAGCCAUCGCUGCUGCCGCUGGCUCACGGCGCAUCUGCCUCCACUGCAGCGCUGCAAAUGGAGAGCAGUGCAACGAGCCAGACGGAGGCGGAGGAGGCGGGGACGGCUCCCUCCCUGGACGCUGGGGGGCCAUUCCGUGGUUUGGAUCUGGAUUUGGGCCCGCCCGCCAGCCGCAGGGUUGCAGCAGGCGAAAUUCAAAGAGGUCCUGUGGAUCCUAGAUCCAUCGCGCUGGAGAGCCGCGUUUCUCCCCUUGACAGCCACUUCCAGGCGGCCACAGAAGAAGGAGAAGGAGGACAGGGCGGGGAGGAGGACGGGGAGGGAAUAUAUGCAGUGGCAGCGGCGGACUUGGACGAGGGGGAUCAGGAAGAGGAGGAGGCGGAGGAGGAGGGGGCUGGGUGGUCAUUCCGCGACAACCGCCUGGCGGCGGUGGGCUCCGCCAGCGGUGGCAUGGUACCGGCGGCGACGGCGGCUGAGCCCAGCGGCGGCAGCACCGAUUCUCCUGACUGGGAGGCUGGGCCCACGCCACGGCUAAUGAGCCGGAUCAGCGGCGUGGUGCCGCCGCUGCAGUACAGCAGGUCGUCAUCCGUUACCAGCGAAGCCGUCAGCGCUUCUCUGGGCGGCAGCGUCACGCCGCGUAGCGGCGGCUCCGCCGCCGCUGCUGCCACUGGCGGCCGUAUAUCCACCACCGUUGCGCGCCCUGGCUCGCCCCUCUCCAGUGAGGCAUCCGCAUCGGCGGCGGCAGCAGCGGCAGGUUCUCCUCCUCCGCAGCAGCAGCAGCGCGGCCUCAGAUCCCGGGACAGCUUCACCCGGGCCGACGUCGACGCUGACGCCGCGGCCGACAUUAGCGCAUACCCCAGCGAGGACACCUCGCCGAGGCGGGCUGCUUCGGUGGCGGCGGCGGCGGCGGCUCCGCAGGGUCCGGUACUGACCCACGGGACGGGAUACCGAGUGGUUACGUCGGUGGCGGCGGCGGUGGUUUCGGAGGACCCUCGGGAGGCGGCGCGGCAGGCGGCUCAGCGGGAACUGGAGGCCCAAUUGGAGCGGAGUUCGGCUCCGGAACACACUGCCAAGCUCAAGGCCGCCAGCCGCGCCUCCAAGGCUCUUCUGCGUGCUGGGCCCCAACACCACAACCUGCUUCCCCCCACGCUGCCGCCGCUGUCACUGCCACCCCCGGGCAGCAGCGGCAGCUUCGGGUCCGGGGGCUCCCCGCCGACCACGGGUUACAGCAUCGUACAGCCACGUGGCUCCUCGCGCCUCGGCAUGCCUCCCCUGGAGGAGCCGCAGGGCGGCGGCGGAAUCAGUGUGCUGGACGCUACCGUACCGGGCCCGGCGGAGAUGGAGGCGAUGGAGAGCGCCGCGAGGGCAGCGUUGGGGGCGCCGGCGGCCGCGAUGCUGCAGCCGGCCCAGAGCCGUUUCGCGGGUCAGGCGCUCUCAAGCCAAACGGGCGCAGCUCCGCAGCGGCGGCCCACCCUGCAGCACCUCGGCCCGCAGGACAAGGACCGCCCGCACCCCUCCACGCCACUUGGCCCCGGCUCCUACCUGCACAUCCAGGCCACCAUCGAGCCAGGUCGCACCGCUCACAUGCAGGACGUGUGGGCAAUAUGA
Messenger RNA from Volvox carteri f. nagariensis, 5472 nucleotides. RefSeq lists its product as uncharacterized. The record is from RefSeq and is a predicted model, not a curated record. Lineage: Eukaryota; Viridiplantae; Chlorophyta; Chlorophyceae; Chlamydomonadales; Volvocaceae. The transcript is spliced from 5 exons. Bases 1141 to 5472 code for a protein of 1443 amino acids.